AUGGUGUUUCCCCCCGGGGGCACCCCUACUUUUGGGGAGGCGCUGGGGUCCUGCCUCGAGUACCAUGGGGGCUCUCUCGAGGUCAAUAUGUCGCUGGCGAUGAUAUGCGUCGACGCAUGCGCCUCAAGCAGAGACAACAGCCGCUAUCUGCUGCUGGAGGCCGCCAGCAAGCUGCGACAAGGAACAGAUCCAGAGGGAAUGUACAGAGCUCUAGAUCUGGUGGAGAUAUGCGUUAAGAACAAUGGCAUUGAUUUCGCUCGGCAUAUAGAUGACUACUUCUUGCGUUCGAUGGCAAAAAUCCUCAAGCUCACAACCUUCAAGCGUUCGCUCACGAAGGAUGUCAAGGAGAAGAUAAACAAAAUAAUAGGAGGGCCCUUUGUACAUCCUGGCGUAGCAACAGAUCCAAGGAUCCACAAACUCAAGCGGAAGGUCUUGUUUAUGUUUCAGCUCUGGCAUGACUCCUUCGUCCUGCAACAGGAGAGAUGCCCAGCCAUCUUCAAUAUGUACCGAAAGCUUCGGAGCAAGGGCGUGGAGUUCCCUCAAGUCGACCGAUCGCAGAAGUAUCUGGUGAAGAAUGCAGAAGAAUCCCCAGCCUUUGACAUCGCUCCCCCGCCGCCCCCCGUCUCCUCCCGCCCCACAACUCGAUCCCAGGCGGGAUCGUCUAGGCAGCAGGAGACAGUGCCUGUGGAGCAGCUGUCGGGCUUCUUCGGGGCACCAGCACCUCCUCCGCUGCUGCCCCCGCCUCCAGCAUUCCAGCCAGCAGUGCCUGCAGCAACACCAGCAGCAGCAGCAGCAGGAGCAGCAGGAGCAGCAGGACUCCGUCCGCCUCCUGCUGCUGCUGCUGCUGCUCCUGCUGCUGCAGCGGACGUGAUAGGAGGGGGGGGAGGGGGGGCCCCCUCGGAGGACCCCUGGGCCGCAUUCAGCAGCCUCUCUCCUGGGGGCCAUCUGUCUCUCUGUUCUUCUUCUGUCUCCGUGGAGUCUCCUUCUCCCCCCAAAUCCCAGCCAGCCAACCCCUGCAGCAGCAGCAGCAGCAGCAGCAGCAGCAGCAGCAGCACUUCCGCAGGGGGGUUGUAUACAGGCAGCAGUGCCUCACCUUUGUCUAUGGGGCAGCAGGUGCUCUCGCUUCACCAGAGCGGGGGCCCCCCCUUCAUGGGAGCACCUGCAGCAACAACAGCAGGAGCAGCAGCAGGAGCAGCAGCAGGAGGGGCCCCCAUUUCUCCGGGGGGCCCCCAGGGGUGGAAUUUUGCUGCAGCAGCAGUGACAGAACCCUCAUCCCCCAGAGGGCGCCCCCCCUGCAGCAGCAGCAGCAGCUGCCGCAGCAGCAGCUGCCGCAGCAGCAGCUGCCGCAGCAGCAGCAGGGACAGCUCCUUUGGGGACUUCGUUGCUGCUUCGCCUCAACAGGCGCCCCCCCUGCAGCAGCAGCAGCAGCAGCAGCUGCCGCAGCAGCAGCAGCAGGGGCCGCCAGGGGGAACAGGAGGGAUUCAGGGGGCCCCCUGGGGGGCCCUCCACCCCUUCAGCAACCGCCUCGCCCUCAUGGGGCCCCCAGCCCCUCGCUCGCUAGAAGAGGACCCUUUCGCGGACUGUGGGCCCACGCCGCAGCAGCUGCAGGAGAUGCAGCAGCAGCAGCAGCUGCUGCAGCAGCAACAGCAGCAGCAGCAAAUGAUGCUAGAGAGGCAACAACAACAACAACAACAGCAGCAGCAGCAGCAGCAGCAGCAGGCAGGCCAGCAAACGAUGUCUUUUAUGCCUGCUGCAGCUGGGGGGCCUUCGUAUGGGCAGCAACGGCCGGAUCAACCGCAGCAGCAGCAGCAGCAGCAGCAGAUGCAGCAGCAGCAGCAGCAGCAAAUGCAGCAGCAGCAACGGCCACUACAGCCGUCCUCCUCUUGGGGUGGGGGCAGCGCCUUUGCAACAAACAAAGUACGAAGACAGAGAAAAAACAAACAAACCCGCCUGGCCAGGAGACUCAAGUGGAGCCGAACCCCAGACACCCCAGCAGCAGCAACAGAAGCAACAGCAGCAGCAGCAACAACAGCAGCAGCAGCAGCAGCAGCAGGCAUGGCCGGGGGAACCGGAGGCCCCGGUAGACGGCCGGCGGUUCUCCUUUGGGGCCCCCAAGGACAAGGGGGCCCCCGCGACAGCCACAUCGUUUGA
Eimeria mitis is the source of this 2151-nucleotide messenger RNA. RefSeq lists its product as uncharacterized. The transcript is spliced from 12 exons. The record is from RefSeq and is a predicted model, not a curated record. The coding region runs from base 1 to 2151 and encodes 716 amino acids. NCBI's taxonomy places the organism in Eukaryota, Apicomplexa, Conoidasida, Eucoccidiorida, Eimeriidae. Gene Ontology annotation, molecular function: phosphatidylinositol binding; ubiquitin binding.